UAAAAUCUUUAUAUGUAACCCAACAAACAACAAAGCCUGCUGUUUUCCCAACUUUUCCUUGAUUUCCUCAUCCAAAAUCCCAAAUACAUAAAAAGUGAAGAACCAGAUCAUUACUCCGUGACGCUUCUCUCCUUUUUCCCAAGAAUUUACCCGUCAAACCAAACUAGUUGCCAUAGAAAGUUUUUGAAAAAGAGAGGAGGGGGCAGUUGGCGGCUGCCACCUAACUCUGGAGAGAGAAAAAUCAGGGGUUUCACAUUAGAUCUGAUUAUUUUUCUCUUUCUGGGUUUUUUUUUUCCUCUUUCCUUUCACGGGUCUUGUUGGGUUGCAUCGAAAGUUCCUUGAACCUGAGCAAGUUUUGUUUCUUCAAGUUGUUGGUUGAGGAACUGAGACUUUUCCAUUUUCUUUAUUCUUUGCUAAAUUGUUGAGUGGUUUUUUGUGAGAGAUUUUGAGGCUUCCAUGGGGGCUUGCUGGAGCAAGCGAAUCAAGGCUGAGAGCCCAUUUCAUACAGGUGUGAAUUCAGGGAAUUCAAGUAGCAAGUCGUCUACUGUACCUGCAGCAUGUCGGAGUGAGGGAGAGAUCUUGGAAUCCUCCAACUUAAAGAGUUUCACUUUUAGCGAACUCAAAAACGCCACCAGAAACUUCCGUCCGGAUAGUGUAUUAGGAGAAGGCGGAUUUGGUUCAGUUUUCAAGGGUUGGAUCGAUGAGCGUUCAUUCAUUGCUGCAAAGCCUGGGACUGGAUUGGUGAUUGCUGUGAAGAGGCUUAAUCAAGAAGGUUUUCAAGGUCAUAAGGAAUGGUUGGCAGAAAUUAACUAUCUUGGGCAGCUUCAUCACCCUAAUCUUGUCAAGUUAAUCGGAUACUGUUUUGAGGAUGAUCAGAGGCUCUUGGUUUACGAGUUCAUGCCCAAGGGAAGCAUGGAAAACCACUUAUUCAGGAGGGGCUCUUAUUUCCAACCACUUUCUUGGAGCAUUCGUAUGAAAGUCGCUCUUGGUGCGGCAAAGGGACUUGCUUUUCUUCACAAUGCUGAGACAAAAGUAAUAUAUAGGGAUUUCAAGACGUCUAAUAUCUUGCUCGACUCGGACUACACUGCAAAACUUUCUGAUUUUGGGUUGGCCAGAGACGGGCCAACUGGUGAUAAGAGCUAUGUUUCCACUAGGGUCAUGGGUACUUUUGGAUAUGCUGCACCAGAGUAUCUAUCAACAGGUCAUUUAACUGCCAAGAGCGAUGUAUUCAGCUUUGGAGUUGUCCUAUUAGAAAUGUUAACUGGUAAACGGGCAAUAGACAAGAACCGGCCAUCCGGAGAGCACAACUUGGUGGAGUGGGCGAAACCGUAUCUUACAAAUAAGCGAAGAAUUCUUCGAGUUAUUGAUGUCCGUCUAGAAGGUCACUAUCCACUGGGCCAGGCCCUAAAGGCCGGUAACCUCGCACUUCAAUGCCUAUCUUCGGAGCCCAAGCUAAGGCCCAGAAUGGAUGAGGUGGUAACCUUUUUAGAGAAGCUUCAGGACACAGGGAAAGUUGCACAAAAAGAGCACGCUUCUAAUCAUGACAGCCAUAGCACUGAUGGAAAAGCCUCUGGAAGGAUUGCCUAUCCCAGACCUUCUGCUUCCCCUCUCUACGCAUAGAAAUUCUUAUGUCAUGAUAAUAUUUAUUCGUUCAUAUGUGUCUGGGUGAGGAGGGAGGGAGGGAAUGCAGGAGAAGUCAGACUGUACCUGUGUUUUGUUAGAGCAGUGUAUAGUUUUUUGUCAUGUUUUCGUUUUUCUUUUUUUUUCCUCUUUGGUUGAUGUACUUAAUUUCUACUGUGUGGUAACCUUUGGAAUGAUGGAGCAUUCGUGAAUAUUCAGUGACUUGGGAAAUGUAUAUACUGCUUGAAAAGA
Molecule: messenger RNA, 1872 nt
Organism: Rhododendron vialii
Lineage: Eukaryota; Viridiplantae; Streptophyta; Magnoliopsida; Ericales; Ericaceae
Product: receptor-like cytoplasmic kinase 176
Exons: 6
Coding region: 457-1620 (387 amino acids)
Biological process (GO): protein phosphorylation
Molecular function (GO): ATP binding; protein kinase activity
Source: RefSeq, a predicted model, not a curated record